UGCGUGCUACUGGCUGUUGUUUUUUGUAGGUUAGGAAUGAAGUUUUGUUGAUACUUGGUGUCUAUUAAUUUGUAAUUUACACUUUUUUAUUUAGUUAUCCAUUAUGUGGACAACCAAAACUUUUCUGACAAAAACAAAACGUGGAAAUAUUUUGAAAAUAGUCAGGGAACAUUAUCUUCGGGAUGACCUACUUUGUGGAUCGAGUGCUUGUAAUAUAUGCCCUCACAAAGAUGAAGAAUAUGUUUUAGACUCAAAACCAGACUCCGUUUGUGCACUAUUCGACUAUCCACACUACUUAUUACUGGAUACUAAUGUAGUCCUUCAUCAAAUUGAUGUCCUUGAAGAGGAUGCUUUGAAAAAUGUUAUCAUGCUACAAACGGUACUCGAGGAAGUCAAACAUCAAAAUACAGCAAUUUUUCAAAGAAUCCUUGAAGUCAUUAAUAAUAAAAAAAGAAAAUUUUAUUCUUUUGUUAAUGAACACCAUAAAGACACAUAUGUGGAGCGUAAUCCAGGUGAGAAGCAGAAUGAUAGAAAUGAUCGAGCUAUAAGAAAAGCUGCUAGUUGGUAUGCUUUACAUCUGUCAGUCAAUAAUGUUGCUGGUCAAUUUCCACAAAUAGUUCUUUUGACAGAUGAUGAAAACAAUAGGAAGAUUGCUCAAGAAGAAGGGAUUGUAUGUUGCUCAGUCAAAGAUUAUAUAGAAAAUGUGAAUGGCUUUGUUGGCCUCAUCGAUAAACUAUCAAAGAAUGUUAUACCAGAAACUUGUUCUAAAGAUGCCUUGUAUCCUGCCCAUUUUACUCCUACCCAAAUACAUACAGGUAUCAGGAAUGGCAAACUUUACCAGGGCACAUUCCAUGCUUCAAGGGAUAAUUUCCUUGAAGGUACUGUUUCUGUUAAUCGCUUUGAAAAACCUAUCCUUCUGCAGGGCCACAUUGGUAUUAAUAGAGCUGUUGAUGGAGAUCUCGUAGCAAUUGAGGUGUUUCCUGAAGAAGAAUGGAGAAAGCCAAGUGAUAUAGUACUUGAAGAUAAGGCUGAUGAUCCUGGUGAUCUCUUAGAAGAAGAAUCAGCGCUACUGAGUUCAGCUAAACCGCUAGACAGUAGCAAAGAUGAAAUAACACCUACUGGGAAAGUGGUAGGCAUUAUCAGAAGGAAAUGGAGACAGUAUUGUGGGAUAUUGAUGCCAAGUAAAUUUCCAGGUGCAACUCGUCACUUAUUCACACCGGCUGAAAAGCGAAUACCGCGCGUUCGUAUAGAAACACGACAGAGCGACGUACUCGCCUCACAGAGGAUUCUGGUCGCAUUAGAUUCCUGGCCUAGGAAUAGCAGAUACCCCCUGGGACACUUUGUUAGAGCCCUUGGACCCAUUGGUGACAAAGAUGCUGAAAAUGAAGUGAUACUGUUAGAACAUGAUGUGCCUCAUGCCAGAUUUAGUGAGGCGGUGUUGGCUUGCUUACCACCCAAUGAUUGGACAAUACCUGAAGAGGAGAUAAAGAAACGCGUUGAUCUCCGAUCCAUAUGCAUCUGCUCCGUGGACCCACCUGGUUGUACCGACAUAGACGAUGCAUUGCACGCUCGGCCAAUAGAUGGCGUUACUGCUGACGGCUUGAAGAAGUAUGAAGUGGGCGUCCAUAUUGCUGACGUCACGUAUUUUGUGCGUCCGAACACUGCGCUGGAUAAGGAAGCCGCUUCUAGGUCUACCACGGUUUAUCUGGUCGAUCGGAGGAUUGAUAUGGUACCAGAUUUGCUGAGUUCCAACUUGUGUUCGCUUCGAGGAGGAGAAGAGAGAUUAGCAUUUUCAUGCGUCUGGGAAAUUGACGAGAAUGCAAAUGUGCUGUCUACAAAGUUCCAUAAAAGCGUUAUAAAGUCGGCAGCGGCGAUGACUUAUGAAGAAGCACAAAUAACGAUUGACAAUAGUUCCCGAAAGGAUGAGAUAGCUAGAUCGUUGCGUACUUUGAAUGCGUUGGCUAAGAAACUUAAACAAAAGCGUUUGGACAACGGUGCCUUGUUACUUGCCUCGCCCGAAAUACGUUUUCAGGUUGAUUCCGAAACUCACGACCCUGUGGAGGUUCAAGCGAAGAAGAUAAUGGACACCAACUCCAUGGUUGAAGAGUUCAUGUUGCUAGCCAACGUUAGUGUGGCGGAGAAAUUGGCAGAAGAAUUCCCACAGUGUGCUCUAUUACGUCGCCAUCCAUCACCACCGCCUGCUAACUUCACUACAUUCCUUAAAGCAACCAGGCAACAGGGUUUCGAAAUCGACGUUUCAACCAACAAAUCGUUCUCCAAAUCGUUGGACGAGGCUGUGUUGCCGGGUCGGCCGUUCUUCAACACGAUGCUCCGCAUUAUGGCCACGCGUUGUAUGCAGCAAGCGGUGUACUUCUCUAGCGGGACUUUAUCGCAUCCCGAUUAUUAUCACUACGGACUCGCUUGUCCUAUUUACACGCACUUCACGUCGCCUAUACGACGUUACGCGGACGUGAUUGUCCAUCGCUUGCUAGCCGCUUGUAUCGGCGAGGACGUAACUCACGCAUCAUUAUUGGACACCAAACAAGCGGACUCCAUCUGCGACAACCUCAACUACAGGCAUAGGCAGGCGCAGUAUGCGGGAAGGGCCUCUGUAGCCCUCAAUACACACAUCCUCUUCAAGAAUCGUAUAGAAAUAGAGUCAGCUGUGGUGUUAUCAGUGAAGCGGAACGCAUUGCAAGUACUGAUUCCGAAGUAUGGACUCGAAGGACCACUGUACUUGCCAUCUGACAAAUUCACUUACAACGAAGAGGAACAUUAUCAGAUAUGCAGCGAUGUCACCCUGAAAACUUUUGAUGAGUUGACAGUUCGUUUAACCCUAGACAGCACCAAUCUACAGCACCGCAAGUUAGUUUUCCAGCUCGUCAAACCACACGUACCUGGAUUCAGUUAUGUACCGGAGGACAGUGGAAUGGAAGUAGAAUCAGUAGCAUCGGCCGAAGAGGUGAAAGAGACACCCAUAAAGAAGAGAAAAGAGACAAAACAAAGUAAACCUAAGAAGAAGUCUAAAAAUCAAUAAAUAGAUACA
Molecule: messenger RNA, 3046 nt
Organism: Chilo suppressalis (striped riceborer)
Lineage: Eukaryota; Metazoa; Arthropoda; Insecta; Lepidoptera; Crambidae
Source: the annotation of a GenBank genome assembly